GAGGGGGUGAAAUGGAAGAUAUGGAAAGGUUUUGAUAAGAGAUUUAGAGGUUGUGGUUCACCAUUCAAUGUGAUUUCAUGGAUGCACUUGUGCAGACACAGCUUUUCAGGCAUGGGUCUACAUUUUUUACAGAAAACAAUGCACCAAAAAACCAUAAUCAUGUCCACCAGAAGUCAAGUUUUGCAACUCAAUGUUUGAGUUACUCAAGUUACUGGUGCCCCCAAUAUACCAUUAUGGAAAGGCAUCACAGGAAUGCAACAAAGAUCUAUGGUGUAAGGAGAAGGAGAUCGAACAUGGAAACAGACACUUAUGUACUAAUGGAGCCAGGUAAAGCCGAAGAAUUUGUGAAUGAGGAAGAACUCAGGGAUAGAUUGAAGGGGUGGCUAGAAAAUUGGCCAGCCGAAUCACUGCCUCCGGACCUUGCAAGAUUUGAAUCCAUUGAUGAUGCUGUUUCGUUUCUUAUUAAGUCGGUUUGUGAACUUGAAAUCGAUGGAGAUGUUGGCUCGAUUCAGUGGUAUGAAGUUAGUUUGGAAUGAAAAUUAUCUCAAUUUCCAACUUAUUAGUGUAACUUCUUUAAAAUGUAUGGUAUUACUUGUUUAUUCA
Helianthus annuus (common sunflower) is the source of this 603-nucleotide messenger RNA. RefSeq names its product protein CHLORORESPIRATORY REDUCTION 7, chloroplastic. Bases 78 to 536 code for a protein of 152 amino acids. The record is from RefSeq and is a predicted model, not a curated record. Gene Ontology annotation, cellular component: chloroplast stroma. The transcript has 3 exons. NCBI's taxonomy places the organism in Eukaryota, Viridiplantae, Streptophyta, Magnoliopsida, Asterales, Asteraceae.